CUACAACCUAUUCACAACUUAAUAAACUACCCACCGCUAGAUCACCGCGCGUCCACCGAACUUCAAAACCCUCGAUGCACCGCAUAUCCCCUCACUUCCACCUAGGCUUUUGUGUUAGAGCUCCCGCUCCGACAUUUUCUUUCUCACUUCUCAACCUUCAAAAAACACGGCUCAGAAUCGUCGACGGCGUAGCAGAGAGGAAGAAAAAGAAGAAUCAAACAUGGCUGCACCCGAAUCUCCUCUCUGCUACGUCGGCAUCGCUCGCCAAUCUGCUGCUUUUCGCCUCAUGAAGCAAAUGGGAUGGGAAGAAGGAGAAGGGCUUGGGAAAGAUAAACAAGGGAUCAAAAGUUACGUUAGAGUUAAAAACAAACAGGACACUAAUGGUGUUGGAUUAGAUAAGCCGAAUCCAUGGGCCUUCGAUACAGCUCAGUUUGAUAGUAUUCUCAAAAGAUUGAAAGUGCAGCAAGCGGUGCAAACUAAUGAUGAAGCCGACAAGAAUGAAAAUCAAGUAGAAACCAAGACCAAUGUGUCUAAUGACACUGAAGAACAAGUUUUGAAGGCUACCCGACCACAGGGAAGAUAUAAGAGAAGAGAAAGAGGGAAGCUUGUGGAUGCAUAUUCUUCAAAGGAUCUUGAAGGAAUUCUUGCCAAAAAGGUUGAGGAGUCAUCACUGGCAAAUCCUGAUGUGGGUGGUGAAAUUGAGUUGAUAGAGACGACUGAAAGUCAGGAUUUUACCACUGAAGGGAACAAAGUUGAAAGUGUUUCCCCAGAAUGGUGGGGCCAUAAAUAUGGAUUUGUUUCUGGAGGUUUCCUGGGAGAAUCUACCAGAAAGAAAUCAAUCAAAGCUGGAAAUUCUAAAAAUUUAACUGAGAGAACUGUAUUUUUUGAAGAUGACCAGGAGAAUCUGUACAAACUUGCACAAGAUAAUGCCACAACUGGAAAGCAAGGUCUGGGUAUUAAAGUUCAACCAAAGAAAAUAGCUGGAGUUCGGUUUUUGGGGAGAAAGACGUCAUUUAGUGAUAGUGAUAGUGAGGAUUUUGAUGAUGUUGGUCCUCCAGCAAAACGAAUGCGUGAGAAUGCACUAGAUAUGGAGAAAGCUGAUGAACCAAAAGUGAAGUUGAAAAAGCUAUGUAAACAGCUUCUUUGGCAGGUACCCGGAGAGUCAUUAAAACUAAAUCGGCUGAAAAUUCUUAUUGAUGAACAAUCAUCCUCAGUUUUUUCCAACUUUUCUUCAAAGAAAGAUGUUCUUGCCUACUUGAAACGAAAGCUUGAAGGCAGUAGCAAGUUUUCUGUGGAGCGGAAGCGAGUGAGUCUUACAUCACAGAGCGGCUAAAUUAGGCUUCAUUGGUAUGGUUUGAUCAGUUUAAUAUUUUCAUUAGAAUUUAGAGAUACGAAAGUUGUAAGGAUGACAACAACCAUGUUUGCCGUACCAAAAAAUUUGAUAGAAGUGGCCAAAGCAUUGGAUGUUUAUGCGAAUAUUAUCCCAGAGAUUUCGAGGACUAUCAUUUAAUGAAGUGUUAAUGAUUUAUCAAUGUUUACUCGUUUCACAGUUGCCACAGGUAUGUUCUCUUCAAGCAGUUAUAUCUUGGUACUGUUUCUAAGCUUUAUUGCUUUGUAAAUGUAAAGUCUGAACCCAACAAUGUUAUCCACAUGCUUGCAUCGAAGAUUAGACAAUGCUAACUGUUAUCAAA
Molecule: messenger RNA, 1691 nt
Organism: Durio zibethinus
Lineage: Eukaryota; Viridiplantae; Streptophyta; Magnoliopsida; Malvales; Malvaceae
Product: G-patch domain-containing protein 1-like
Cellular component (GO): nucleolus
Molecular function (GO): nucleic acid binding
Source: RefSeq, a predicted model, not a curated record